CCAAUUUUUUUUUUUUAUCCUAUUACAUCUACCAGGGAUUUCGUCAAUAGCAUACUAGAUUGUGUCGGUUAUUCUAGUAUAGAUUAUGCUUUACCAUCUUUGCAAACAUUAAAAGUUCAUAUUUAAAUAGACAAUUUGUUUUGCUUUUUAUAUCAUAUAAAGAGGUAGUUCUGCAUUUACAGAGUAAUGAGGCUCAUAGGGAUUUCAAUUUUUCCGAUUCUUUGUGAUGAUUGGGUGGUUGACUCUGUAUCUUCUUUUUUCAAUGCUUUAUAUUAUGUUCGGAGAAGAAGUGAAAUUCAAGAUAAGUUUUUCAAUGCUUGAUAUUAUGUUCAGAGAAGUAGUUGCACUGCCCCAUCACAAAAUCCAGCCAGCCACCACUGCAAAAUCAGGUUUAUGUCCCACUGAUUUUAUCACUUCCAGCUAUGGUCCUUUCAUUGACCAAGAAAGACCAGCUAAAGCUCUACUCAAGUGCACAAGCAUUUGGAAAUACUUCUCACAUUUACACCGUUUUCAGUCUAUGAAAGCUUGUUGGAACUUCCCACAUAUGCAUUUUUUUUAGCAGGUAAAUACUUCUUGGAAUUUGUAUGUUUUCUCUAAUGUAAGAAAUGCUACUACCAUUAUUAGUAUUAUUAUUUGUUAUUUAAAGAUCACUUGUAAAAAAAAUAGUUAGUUUAAUUUAAAAAAUCAUUUUCCCCUUGUCUUGGAUGUGGUUGGAAGGGAUGCCUACAUGUGGAUUUGGCGUAUUAAUAUUAAAUUUAUGGUG
Messenger RNA from Carya illinoinensis, 763 nucleotides. RefSeq lists its product as uncharacterized. The record is from RefSeq and is a predicted model, not a curated record. The transcript has 3 exons. The coding region runs from base 227 to 559 and encodes 110 amino acids. NCBI's taxonomy places the organism in Eukaryota, Viridiplantae, Streptophyta, Magnoliopsida, Fagales, Juglandaceae.